Messenger RNA from Eptesicus fuscus (big brown bat), 2220 nucleotides. RefSeq names its product anosmin 1 (gene ANOS1). The transcript has 14 exons. Gene Ontology annotation, cellular component: extracellular region; cell surface. Gene Ontology annotation, molecular function: peptidase inhibitor activity; protein binding. Gene Ontology annotation, biological process: neuron differentiation. The coding region runs from base 84 to 2120 and encodes 678 amino acids. NCBI's taxonomy places the organism in Eukaryota, Metazoa, Chordata, Mammalia, Chiroptera, Vespertilionidae. The record is from RefSeq and is a predicted model, not a curated record.
UGCGCCGCGCGGUCCCGGGCGGUGCGCACCGCAGCCCGUCCCCGGCGGAGCUGGGAGCCUCGGCCCCGCGCCCCACCGCAGCCAUGGUGCCCCGGGCGCCCGGCGCGGCGCUGACCCUCUGCCUCUGGCUGGCGGCCUGCGGGCGCAGCCUGGCGGCCGGCCCGGGGGCGGCGGCGCGGCGGCUGGACGAGUCGCUGGCGGCCGGCAGCGUUCCGCGCGCCCGCUGCGCCUCCCGGUGCCUCAGCCUGCAGCUCACGCGCCUCUCCGCCUUCUUCCAGCUCUUCCAGAACAACGGCUCCCUGGACUGGUGCCAGAACCACAAGCAGUGUUCCAAGUGCCUGGCGCCCUGCAGGGAGACCGGGGACCUGCGGAAGGAGGGGUGUCUGAGCUUCUGCGAGCGUCUGUUCCCCAAGCGGAGCCACGAGUGCCUGACCAGCUGCGAGUUCCUGCAGCACGUGCUGGCGGUCAAGCAGGGGGACUGCCCGCCGCCCGAGAGGGCCAGCGGCUUCGCGGCCGCCUGCGUGGAGAGCUGCGAGCGGGACGGCGAGUGCCCCGGCGUGAAGAAGUGCUGCUCCAAUGGCUGCGGGCACACCUGCCAGGUGCCCAAGGCACUGUACAGAGGGGUCCCCCUGAAGCCGAGGAAGGAGCUGCGGUUCGCGGAACUGCCCUCGGGGCACCUGGAGGUCAGGUGGUCGUCCAGGUUCAACAUCUCCAUCGAGCCGGUGACCUACGUGGUGCAGAGGAGGUGGAACUCGGGCCCGCACCCCAGCGAGGACGACGCCACGCCCUGGCAGACGGUGGCGCAGACCACGGAGGAGCGGGCGCGGCUGGUGGACAUGCGGCCCGGCCGGUGGUACCAGUUCCGCGUGGCGGCCGUCAACGUGCACGGGACCCGGGGCUUCACGGCCCCCAGCAAGCACUUCCGCUCGUCCAGGGACCCAUCGGCCCCCGCGGCUCCCGCCCACCUCCGGCUCGCCAACGCCACCAGCCACGGCGACGACGGGAGCGUGACGGUCACGCUGGCCUGGGACGGGCCCGAGGAGCCGGAUGUCCCCGUGCAUCACUACAGGGUCUUCUGGAGCUGGGCCGCCCGCGGCUCGCCCGUCCCCGCGAGGAGGAAGCGCAGGAAGACGGCGGACGGGUCCCAGAACUCCGUGGUCCUGGAGGGCCUGCAGCCAGACACCGACUACAGCGUGGAGCUGCAGGCCGUGGCCUACUGGGGGCAGACGCGCCUCAAGAGCGCCAAGGUCCGCCUGCACUUCACCCCCACGCCCGCCGCCAGCAAGAAAGAGCCGCUUGGGAAGAGCGGAGAAGGGGAGACUCGGCCGCAGCCCCCUGCCCCUGAGCGGCGCCGGCCCGCCCGCCUGCUGGAGAUCGGCGCCCCCUUCUACCAGGACGGCCGGCUGCAGGCGAAGGUCUACUGGAAAAGGACGGCAGACCCCGGCGCCAGUGGCUACCACGUGCAGUGGGUCCCGGAAGCCUGUGCCCACAAUGACACCGCCCGGCCAGCGGCGGCGGCAUCCGCCACGACGCAGGAAAACUACAUGAUCCUCCGAGACCUGGCGUUUGCCUGCAAGUACAAGGUGACCGUGCAGCCGGCGCGGCCGCGGGGCCACGCCGAGACGCUGUUCUUCCGGACCCCGCCCUGCGCCGCGCUGCGGGGGAAGAGCCGCUCGCACGCCAGCUGCCCCGGGGAAGCAGGUCACGUCCUCCCCAAAGUGCUGGCCACGCCCGAGGACCUCUCCGCCUCCUUCACGGUCCAGGACGGGAACGUCACGGGCCACUUCGCCUGGAAGACGGCCAAGGCCAACCUCCACCAGCCCGUGACCGGCUUCCAGGUCACGUGGGCCGAGGUGACGACGGAGAGCCGGCAGAACAGCUUGCCCAACAGCAUCAUCUCGCAGUCCCAGAUCCUGCCCGCGAGCCACCCCCGCCUCACGGUGCCCAACCUGAGGCCGUCCACCCUGUACCGGCUGGAGGUCCAGGUGCUGACCGCCGCGGGGGAGGGGCCGGCCUCCCUGCGGACCUUCCGGACGCCCGACCGCCCGCCCCCGGUGCACGGGCCCCCCCUUAAACACCGCCACCCACACCACCACCGCUCGGCUCCCCGGAGGCCCUGAGCCGCCCUGGGCCCGUAGCCACAGGUGUGCCCCGGCCUCACCCCCAGGCACCCGCUCUCCACCCGAGGCCUCGGGACCCAGCGCCCCACGGAGGCCUGCG